GCCACUUCCGCCGUGAAGAGGCCUCGCCAGCAGUAAAAAUGGCGGAGUCGGUGCUAGAAGUUGUAGGGAAGCUGCAGUCGCGGCUGUCGGGCAAUUCGGAGCCCAAGAAGCUGAUGAAGAGUCUGAAGAGGCUUUCUGAGUUGCCUAUCACGGUUGAUAUCCUUCUGGAGACUGGGGUGGGGAAGACUGUGAACGGUUUACGGAAACAUGAACAGGUUGGGGAUUUUGCCAAAAAUUUGGUGGCGAGGUGGAAGAAGCUGGUGCCUGUCCCACAGGAAACAGAACGGCAUAACCUUGAACCUGUAGAGCGCAGCUACGACCGCAGCAUCUCUAGGAAACGGCCGCGAGAACCUUCCCCCAAAGAGGACGAGGAGGUAGAACAGGACGUGCCCGAGGCUUACCAGCCUUCCUGCAGCCAAGUGUACGAGCCAGAAUACGGAGCGAAAAAGUCCAAGAGGUACUCAGAGCCCGAGAAAACCCAUCAGACUGUGAGUUACGGCGUUCCGGAGGGCAGGGCGUGGGGCAGAGAGUCCCCGGUGCUCUCCUCCGACCAGGAGUGCUCUGACUAUGGACACGCGGCCUCGCCCGAGCCGAGUGAGAGCCCUCAGGACCUGUACGUGGACCUCUGUAGAGCUGAGGAGCAGGAGAGGGAGCAGAAGUCCCUUAGCCGGAAGGCCCCUAAAGGCCACGGCUUUCAGGACCGGCUGGAGGGAGGUCACGGCAGGACCCUCAGCGACUCCCAGGACAAAGCCGGCUCAAGUCGGAGCAGAGAGCACAAAUCUUCUCACAAGGAGAAGCAACGGACAGAGGCCAAGGGGGAGGAGCGCGGUCCCGAUUUCAUGCUCGAGAGGCUGCACAAGGGCUCUUCGAAGGAGCCCCUCCGAGAAGCUGCCUUGACAGGGGGCAGCAAGGAGCGGCUGAAGGCCUCGGACAGCACCAAGCGAGAGAAGAAAAGAGACGGCGGCCCCAAGAAGGAGAGGCCACCCUUUGACUCGGAGGAAACGCCGGAGGACCACGCAAAGAAGCAAAAGCUGCAGGAGCCCGAGAGAGCCAAGUCGGAGAAGGUGAAGCUCGGCUCGGAGGCUUCGCACGGAGAGCGGGAGAGGCGGAAGCCCGAAGCGGAGGCCUCCAGUAGGAGCAAAGAGAAGAAGGCUUCCGGCAGCGUAAAACCCCCGGAGGGCAAGCCCAGAGCCUCUGAGUCGAGCAAGAGGGCGGUGGGCUUCUCCCCUCCGAAACCUGGGGAGGGGGAGUUGGAGGACGAGUACGAGCAGCCCACCAUGUCCUUCGAGUCGUACCUGAGUUACACCAAGCCUCAGAAGAAAAAGAAGAAGGUGGCAACGGCGGCCAAGGCCCCAGCACCCGUCCCGGAGAAAGACAAAGGGCACAGCAGGCAGAACGGUUCCAAGUCCAGCGCCAAGAGCUCCGACGCCAGCCGGAAAGCCCCCAAGCCCCCAAGCGAGAAGAAGCCGUCGGGGGGGUCCAAAGCGAAAAAGAUCCUCAUUGACGUGGUGCCAACGCUCCCGGACAUUCCCUUGCCCCCAAUCCAGGCCAACUACCGCCCGCUUCCUCCGGUUGAUUUGAUACUCCCCACCCAGCCAAAGAGGAAAGCCCUGUCCUCCCCCACCGAGGAAGACGAGGCUGGCUUCACCGGGCGCAGGCUGAAUUCCAAGAUGCAGGUGUACUCCGGCUCCAAGACGGCUUACCUCCCAAAGAUGAUGUCUCUGCACGAACAAUGCAUCAGGGUCCUCAGCAAUAAUAUUGAUUCAAUCUACGAAGUGGGGGGCGUCCCUUAUUCUGUCCUGGAACCCGUCUUGGAGCGCUGCACCCCGGAGCAGUUGUACCGCAUUGAGGAGUGUAAUCACGUUUUAAUUGAGGACACAGAUCAACUGUGGCACAUUCACUGUGUUCGCGAUUUCAAGAAGGAGAAGCCAGAGGAAUUUGAAUCGUGGAGGGAGAUGUACUUACGGCUGCACGACGCCCGAGAGCAACGGCUGCUCAUGCUAACCCAAAACAUCAGAUCGGCCCAUGCCAAUAAACCCAGAGGCAGAGUAGCCAAGAUGGCUUUUGUCAAUUCAGCAGCCAAGCCACCCCGGGAUGUGCGAAGGCGGCAAGAGAAAUUUGGAACUGGAGGAGCAGCGGUCCCAGAAAAGAUCAAGAUAAAGCCAGUGUACUUCACGCCAGCUAGAAGCAGCUCUGUUCAUGCAGACGAGGAGCAGUCCUACGACGGGCCCAGCACUAGCAGCGGCCAUUCGGGGCCAUCCUUAGGCAGCGCCUCCUCCGUGAGCUACGACCCCAGGAAGCCCCCCGUGAAGAAAAUUGCACCAAUGAUGGCGAAGACUAUUAAAGCGUUCAAAAACAGAUUUUCUCGGAGAUAAAGGCACCCGCGAGCGAGUGAGCAAGCAGGGGAUUCGCCUCCUUUUUGACAGAAGCAGUGCUGGGGGAAAUGGGGAGGGGUUAGGGGUGGCCCAAGGAUCCUCUCAGCUCAAGACCAACAACACAGUAUUGUUCCAAGUAGCCCUCCAGUUCUUUCCUCUGCUCCCAACAAACCUGGUCUGUCUGCUCAGCAUUUUAAAAAUGUGAAAUCUUGGCUCUUUCUGAGACGAGAAGGUCCACAGACUGUAGCUCUUUCUUCAGUCCCUUUGUCUCUCUCUCUCUCUCUGGAAUAGAAAGGAAUAUACCUCCUUCCUCUACCUGCAGUGUUCUGUCCUCAGGCCCCAUGUAAAGAUCCACAUUCCUCCUAUUGUCACAUUUGGAGGAGUCUCUCUUUCCAGAUACUCUUUCAAAAACACACACAAGGCCUCUGCUGUGACCCUGACUGCUGCUUUUCAAGACCCAUUUGGAAUCCCAGAACCGUAGUUCAUGCGCGAGGCUUGCCAACCCUCUGUCGGAUCAUUGCUUUCUCAUCCACUCUGUUCUUAAAUCCCAGCUUUCAGACUUUCCUCCUAUUCCUAAAACCUUUACGCCAGAUAUGUGUCGAUUUGGCCUUUCUACAUAUGGAAACCAGGGGUUUCGGGGAGGGAUUCCUCCCUGUUUCUCCCUUCCAUUCACUUGGCCAAAACAACCAUUUACAAACAUCUCCCACUUCUCCUUUUUCAAUUCAUAGGAAAAACAGCACAGAAUUUGAGGGGAAGGAGGGGGGACGCUCAGGAGGAGGAGGGGGAAAUGUAACUUUGUACAAAUCUAAAUUUUAAGCACUCACCUGAGCUUUAAAUUAAUCGAUGCAUCUGAAAGCUACGUUUAUUUUUUUAAAUGAAUAGCAAUGGUUUCAUGUUUGGGGGAUAACGUCCCCCCUCCCCACAUGCCUCAAUUAAAAACAAGAAAGAGAUUUUUGGCUUCAAUCCCACUUUCAGGUUGGGUCAGAAAGUAUUUUCUGACUUUUAAAACAACAGCAACUGGCACUUUAAUUCCUCAGUUCCCUGCAAAGAACUUCAGGGAAGACGUGAAUUCCAAUCUGUUUUAGUUUUUACGUCGAACCCCUUGGUGGGAAGAUGAUGAAACCUAGGAGUCUUGGAUGGCGCCUGCUCUUGGAAGAAACUCCAGGCACAAGAUGCCGGGUUCCGUGGAACACCCACCUUCUGCAGCUGCAGCUUGGAGCAGCCUUUCAUCACAGGAGAGCCCAAGGACGGCAUGCUGGGAGUUGCCGCUGCCACUCGCAUUGGAGGAGAGUUUGAGGAAACUACAUUUCUAGGGUACUGUUUGCUUUAACGCUGGAGGGGACCCUGGGCUAAAAGUGCUGUUUAUCCUGGUGGUUAU
Elgaria multicarinata webbii is the source of this 3753-nucleotide messenger RNA. It is a transcript of the gene ELOA, whose product is annotated as elongin A. Gene Ontology annotation, biological process: transcription elongation by RNA polymerase II. Gene Ontology annotation, molecular function: protein binding. The record is from RefSeq and is a predicted model, not a curated record. Gene Ontology annotation, cellular component: elongin complex; nucleus. NCBI's taxonomy places the organism in Eukaryota, Metazoa, Chordata, Lepidosauria, Squamata, Anguidae.